Messenger RNA from Chiloscyllium plagiosum (whitespotted bambooshark), 5257 nucleotides. RefSeq names its product protein phosphatase 2, regulatory subunit B', delta (gene ppp2r5d). Lineage: Eukaryota; Metazoa; Chordata; Chondrichthyes; Orectolobiformes; Hemiscylliidae. Gene Ontology annotation, cellular component: protein phosphatase type 2A complex; nucleus; cytosol. Gene Ontology annotation, biological process: signal transduction; protein dephosphorylation. Gene Ontology annotation, molecular function: protein phosphatase activator activity. The record is from RefSeq and is a predicted model, not a curated record.
UCUUUUCACUGGCUGCAAACUAGAAAAUGCCCACGAUCUGCUUCUUUUUGCAUUGUUAAGAUAUUACAGUAAAGGCUCUUGCAGUGGGAGGUGGCUUCUUGGCCAAUGGAAACGUCGGGAGUGCUGCCGGGCGAAUCUGACUGGGUUUGGAAGCGGCACUUGCCCAAUAGAGGGAGCAGGAUAAUUGGGAACGCCACCCAAUCAGAACCUGAACGACCUGGCCUCAGCCAAUAGAAAACAUGGGUAAGCCCGUCCAGUAGACCGAAAGGAAACGGGAAUCCUGUCCCAUGGCGCUUGAGGAAGGACAUUCACAGCCAAUGAGCGAACGGCUCGCGGCGGGCCAGACCAAUCGGCGCGCGUGUAGGUGUGCGCAGGCGCGGCCUGCAGUCCCGGCAGCUCGAGCGGCCGAGGGGAGAAAGCGGGCGGAGCGCGAGCGCGCGGAGAGACCAACGGAAAAUGCCGAAUAAAAGCAAGAAAGACAAGGAGCCCAACAAACCCAGCAAGAGCACCAAGAGCGGCGGCAAAGAUGGUGCCGAGAACACGGAAGAGGUCCAGCAGCAGCCAGGUGCAAAUAAACGUCCCAGUAACAGUGCUCCACCUCAAACCCAACUCAAUAAAAUCAAAUACUCUGGAGGGCCGCAGAUUGUGAAGAAAGAGAGACGUCAAAGCUCAUCUCGCUUCAACCUAGCAAAAAACCGAGAACUUCAGAAACUACCAGCCCUUAAAGAUGCACAGACUCAUGAGAGAGAAGAUUUGUUUGUUCAAAAGUUACGACAAUGCUGCGUCCUCUUCGAUUUUGUCUCUGACCCCCUCAGUGACCUCAAAUACAAAGAGGUGAAGCGAGCAGGUUUGAACGAGAUGGUGGAGUACAUCACACACAACCGGGAUGUCAUUACAGAAGCUAUUUACCCUGAGGCUGUUAUUAUGUUUUCAAUAAACCUGUUCAGGACAUUACCACCAUCAUCUAACCCCACUGGGGCCGAAUUUGAUCCAGAGGAAGAUGAACCUACACUUGAAGCAGCCUGGCCACAUCUCCAGCUUGUCUACGAGUUUUUCCUGAGGUUUUUGGAGUGUGCUGAUUUUCAACCAAAUGUAGCAAAAAAAUAUGUCGACCAGAAAUUUGUCCUGUCGCUGUUGGAAUUGUUUGAUAGUGAAGAUCCAAGGGAAAGAGAUUUCCUCAAGACUAUCCUUCAUAGGAUCUACGGCAAGUUUCUGGGCUUGCGGGCGUAUAUCCGGAGACAAAUAAAUAAUAUCUUUUACAGGUUUAUCUACGAGACUGAGCACCAUAAUGGAAUUGCAGAACUUCUAGAAAUUUUGGGCAGUAUAAUCAAUGGGUUUGCAUUGCCAUUGAAAGAAGAGCAUAAAAUGUUCCUGAUUAGAGUAUUACUGCCCCUGCACAAGGUGAAAAGUCUCAGUGUCUACCACCCACAGCUGGCCUAUUGUGUGGUGCAGUUCCUUGAGAAAGACAGCAGCCUCACAGAGCCAGUGAUCGUAGGUUUGCUCAAGUUCUGGCCAAAAACACACAGUCCAAAGGAAGUGAUGUUUCUGAAUGAACUGGAAGAAAUUCUCGAUGUCAUUGAACCUUCGGAAUUUGUGAAAGUAAUGGAACCUCUGUUUCGACAGCUCGCCAAAUGUGUGUCCAGUCCACAUUUUCAGGUGGCAGAGCGUGCUCUCUAUUAUUGGAACAAUGAGUAUAUCAUGAGUUUGAUCAGUGAUAAUGCGGCCAAGAUCCUCCCUAUAAUGUUCCCUGCACUCUACAAAAACUCUAAAAGUCAUUGGAACAAGACAAUCCAUGGAUUAAUUUACAAUGCAUUGAAGCUAUUUAUGGAGAUGAAUCAGAAGCUGUUUGAUGAUUGCACUCAGCAGUACAAAGCAGAGAAACAAAAGGAGAAAUUCAAACUGAAAGAGCGCGAGGAGAUAUGGCAAAAAAUUGAGAAUCUCGCCCAACACAAUCCUCAGGCCAGUGCGUUCAUUGAGUCAUCUGCUGUCAGCCCUGUGUUUUCCAUGGAAACGGAGACUCCCACUACAGAGGACAUCCAGCUGCUGAAGAAAGCGGUGGAGACUGAGGCUGUUCAGGUGAAAGAGAAGAUAAAAAAAGAGAAGGCUUUGCUACGCCGAAAGUCAGACCUGCCUCAGGAUGUGUACACUAUAAAGGCCCUCGAAGCACACAAGCGGCCAGAGGAAUACCUCAGCUCGAAUCAGGAGGCGCUCUGACGGGCAGUGCCUGCCCUACCCCUGGCCCCAGUCCCAGGAUGUUCGCAGAGAUGUACUCUGUCAGUGUAAAGCAUAGAAUGAACUGUUGAUCAGUGUUUAUGUAAAGCUGCAUCCAUUCUUUUGUUCCCUGCUUCUUUUCCGUUUUCCCCAUUUGUUGUUGUUUCCUGCAUCCAUCUACUGUUCCAGUCUGUCAGUUGGAUGGGUUUAUAUUUUACUGUUGUACAAGAAAAUCACGUGGACAAUAGCAAACAUAUGAUGCCCAGAGACCGCAAGAAAGCAAACUGCUACAAAGGCCUAGAGAAGUAGUUGGCACUGACCCCUCAAUUUGUCUUUAGUCUAAACAUGGUCUGCAUAGUCCCCACAGUUAUUAUCUAGCCUAAAGGUGGUUUGCUCUGUACCCUGUGGCUCUGUCUUAACCUAAGGCCGAUGUGCACUGUCCCCUGUGGCACUGGCUAACCUACGGCUGGUGUGCACUGUCCCCUGUGGCUGUGUCUAACCUAUGGCCGGUGUGCACUGUCCCCUGUGGCUCUGUCUAACCUACGGCCGGUGUGCACUGUCCCCUGUGGCACUGGCUAACCUACGGCUGGUGUGCACUGUCCCCUGUGGCUCUGUCUAACCUACGGCCGGUGUGCAUCGUCCCCUGUGGCUCUGUCUAACCUACAGCCGGUGUGCACUAUCCUCUGUGGCUGUGUCUAACCUACGGCCAGUGUGCUCUGUCCCCUGUAGCUGUGUCUAACCUACAGCUGGUGUGCACCAUCCCCUGUGGCUCUGUCUAACCUAUGGCCGGUGUGCUCUGUCCCUGUGGCUGUGUCUAACCUAUGGCCGGUGUGCACUGUCCCCUGUGGCUCUGUCUAACCUACAGCCGGUGUGCACUAUCCUCUGUGGCUGUGUCUAACCUACGGCCAGUGUGCUCUGUCCCCUGUAGCUGUGUCUAACCUACAGCUGGUGUGCACCAUCCCCUGUGGCUCUGUCUAACCUAUGGCCGGUGUGCUCUGUCCCUGUGGCUGUUCUAACCUAUGGCCGGUGUGCACUGUCCCCUGUGGCUCUGUCUAACCUACGGCCGGUGUGCUCUGUCCCCUGUGGUAUUGUCUAACCUAUAGCAGGUGUGCUCUGUCCCUGUGGCAGUGUCUAACCUACGGCCGGUGUGCUCUGUCCCCUGUGGUAUUGUCUAACCUAUAGCAGGUGUGCUCUGUCCCUGUGGCUGUGUCUAACCUACGGCCGGUGUGCACUGUCCCCUGUGGCUGUGUCUAACCUACGGCCGGUGUGCACUGUCCCUGUGGCUCUGUCUAACCUACGGCCGGUGUGCACUGUCCCUGUGGCUGUGUCUAACCUACGGCCGGUGUGCACUGUCCCCUGUGGCUGUGUCUAACCUAUAGCCGGUGUGCACUGUCCCCUGGGGCUGUGUCUAACCUACGGCCGGUGUGCACUGUCCCCUGUGGCACUGUCUAACCUACGGCUGUUGUGCUCUGUCCCCUGUGGCUGUGUCUAACCUACGGCCGGUGUGCACUGUCCCUGUGGCUCUGUCUAACCUACGGCUGUUGUGCUCUGUCCCCUGUGGCUGUGUCUAACCUACGGCCGGUGUGCACUGUCCCCUGUGGCACUGUCUAACCUAUGGCCGGUGUGCACUGUCCCCUGUGGCUGUGUCUAACUUUCGGCCGGUGUGCACUGUCCCCUGUGGAUGUGUCUAACCUACGACCGGUGUGCACUGUCCCCUGUGGGCUCUGUCUAACCUAUGGCCGGUGUGCACUGUCCCCUGUGGCUGUGUCUAACCUACGGCCGGUGUGCACUGUCCCCUGUGGCUGUGUCUAACCUACGGCCGGUGUGCACUGUCCCCUGUGGCUCUGUCUAACCUACGGCCGGUGUGCGCUGUCCCCUGUGGCUCUGUCUAACCUACGGCCGGUGUGCACUGUCCUCUGUGGCUGUGUCUAACCUACGGCCGGUGUGCACUGUCCCCUGUGGCACUGUCUAACCUACGGAAGGUGUGCGCUGUCCCCUGUGGCUGUGUCUAACCUAUAGCCGGUGUGCACUGUCCCCUGUGGCUCGGUCUAACCUACGCCGAUGUGCUCUGUCUAACCUACGGCCGGUGUGUUCUGUCCCCUGUAGCUCUGUCUAACCUAUGGCCGGUGUGCACUGUCUCCUGCUUCUCUCUCUAACCUAAGGCUAGUCUGCAGUGUCCAGUCAUCCACCUGACUUUAUUGAUGGCUGACUAGAGCAUUGUUGAGAAAUCAAUGGUUUUGUUUCGUACAAAUCACUGUAAAGGUUAAAAAGUAGAUUUCCAGAAAUGGCAUCAAGUACCUGUCAGUGCUCUGUAUUUUUGCUUCUCUCCUUUUGUCCCUUUCUCCACUGAACAGUUUGGCCUGAUGCUGUGAGAUUAUUAUACAGGUGUCUGCUAUUCUCUCAUUUCAUGUAGUCAAGCUUUUUAGCCACAGAAUUUAUCACUCUGUCCCUGUCCACUGCAGCACUUAUCAAGAUAGCAACUUGAGAAGCGUGGCUGGUAUACCCUGUACUCUCCCAGUAGAACUGAAGUCAAUUGUUUGUACUUAAGCCCCUCUCUGGUAAAGUUACAGUUGAGACCAAUCUGGACAGCUCAACACCAUACUUUUCAGUGCUGAUACUCUGUAAUCAAAAUGGUUGAACAGGGUGAAGUUCAAUUCAGGGUAACUCUUCAGCAAAUAAUUGGGUCUGUUGCCCUAGAGUUUCUUUCACCCCCUUUAUAUGCAGUCAGCAGUUAUGUAACAUUCAGUGAACGAUAGACAUAUGAAUAUCACACUGAAACACUUCAGGAUAUGGCAGUGGUCAUCCUUAAAAUCUGGCACCAGUAUUCCCCAUGUUACAGUGCUGAUGAUCACAGUACCAAGCUAACCCUCUGGCAGCACCUUCACAAAGUGAAUUGCCUUUUGUUUUUUUUUAAAUUUUAUGUUAUUAACUGUGAUCAUAAGGACUGUAACCCUGAUCAUUGCAGGUGUGAUCUGUUUCUCCAGCUUCUCCUAACUGCUUCCACCAUGUUCCUUUCUCACCAAUGAAAAUAAAGCAUUUGGUACUA